CAGAACAGGGCCACCAAAAUUUAAAAUACGGCCCUGCUCUGGAGAAUGGAGUUAAAUCUUCAGCUGAAGAAAAGCAGAAUGUUAAAAAGCUGUGCAUUGACUAUUGGGUGGAGAAGGCAGAAACAGGAAUCCACUUUUAUGGUGAUGUUUUACACACUGAUAACCAAAUAAGGCGUGCACGCUGUUGGUUUCCUUGCAUGGAUGACAAUUUGCAGCGCUGCUGCUAUGAUUUGGAGUUCACAGUAGCCAGUAAUCUUGUUGCAAUUAGCUCUGGGACUUUACUUUAUCAGGUCUUGAGCAAAGAUGAUCCUUCGUGUAAAACAUUUGUCUAUAGAUUAGACGUUCCUGUUACGGCUGGAUGGAUAUCCUUGACCAUAGAGACAAGGAUUAAACUUGCUUAUGCUCUUGCAAGACAAUGGUUUGGAGUAUAUAUCACCUCUGAAACACCAAAUGAUGAUUGGUUGUUGGAUGGCCUUGCUGGAUUUUUAACCGAUACAUUUAUUAAGAGAUUCCUGGGAAAUAAUGAAGCACGAUAUCGGCGGUACAAGAUUGUUGAUGCUCUUUACUAUAACCCUUCAUUUACGCUGAGCAUACUGCAAAAGCUUGGUGUUGCUACAGAGAUCUUCAAUCUUUGGUUCCAUAUGCUACAACAAACUAAAAAAAGUGGAGCUCGGGCUAAUUCUAAAAGGGAGCAUGAGAAGAAGGUUUCCUACUUGGGCUUGACAUCAUUGCUCAGUCUUCCUGCACAAGGAGCAACUUACUGUGCAUGGUGCUUCUAGACUACAUCAAGGUGAACGAUGCUGAGCUACAAGGAGACAAGAAUAUAGAAGAAUGCAUCGUUUGGUAUGAAGAAAACAUACUGCCCGGGAACAACAUCAUUGAAGCCUUUAACUACUAUGUGAUUGGGCAGGUAUGCAAAGAUUAUGCAAUUAGUGAUAAUUUUGAUGAAAUCAAGAAGCAUGUCAGCCAUGUGUUAGAAGA
Molecule: messenger RNA, 981 nt
Organism: Ipomoea nil (Japanese morning glory)
Lineage: Eukaryota; Viridiplantae; Streptophyta; Magnoliopsida; Solanales; Convolvulaceae
Product: transcription initiation factor TFIID subunit 2-like
Exons: 9
Coding region: 198-779 (193 amino acids)
Biological process (GO): transcription initiation at RNA polymerase II promoter
Cellular component (GO): transcription factor TFIID complex
Molecular function (GO): RNA polymerase II general transcription initiation factor activity; transcription cis-regulatory region binding; chromatin binding
Source: RefSeq, a predicted model, not a curated record